GGUCCGGCCUCGACCCGAGGCCGCUGGGGCUCAGCGGGCGCCGCCAGCGGGUGCAUGUUGGGGCGUGCGUUCCGGAGGCGCUGCCCACGGGGGCUGCGGCGCGGCCGGGAGGCGCUGCUAGCGCUGCUGGCGCUGGCUGGGCUGGGCGCGGUGCUGCGGGCUCGAAGUGGGUCUGGGACGGUGGAGACGCGGGCCGGGACGGUGGACUCGGUGCCCCCGCGCACUCCUCGCCCUGGGCGUCGCGGGCCGGUGCUGGCCAGGCCGCCCCUGGCCGCCGAUGCGCUGGGCGCGCAGGGGGAGGCGGUGCGGCUGCAGCUGCAGGGUGAGGAGCUGCGGCUGCAAGAGGAGAGCGUGCAGCUGCACCAGAUCAACAUCUACCUGAGCGACCGCAUCUCGCUGCACCGACGCCUGCCUGAACGCUGGAACCCUCUGUGCAGAGAGGAGAAAUAUGAUUAUGAGAAUUUACCCAAGACGUCUGUUGUCAUAGCCUUUUAUAAUGAAGCCUGGUCAACUCUCCUUCGGACAGUUUACAGUGUCCUUGAGACCUCUCCUGACAUCCUGCUGGAAGAGGUCAUUCUGGUUGAUGAUUACAGUGACAGAGAGCACCUGAAGGAGCGCUUGGCCAAUGAGCUGUCCCAGCUGCCCAAGGUGCGCCUGAUCCGUGCCAGCAAGAGAGAGGGUCUAGUGCGAGCCCGGCUGCUGGGAGCCUCUGUGGCCAAGGGUGAAGUGCUGACCUUCCUAGACUGUCAUUGUGAAUGCCAUGAGGGGUGGCUGGAGCCUUUGCUGCGGAGGAUCCACGAGAAGGAGUCGGCAGUGGUGUGCCCCGUGAUCGAUGUGAUUGACUGGAACACCUUCGAGUAUCUGGGCAACGCUGGAGAGCCCCAGAUUGGAGGCUUUGACUGGCGACUGGUAUUCACGUGGCACGUGGUUCCCCAGCGGGAGCGGGAGUCGAUGCGGUCCCCGAUUGAUGUUAUCAGGUCUCCAACAAUGGCCGGGGGCCUGUUUGCUGUGAGUAAGAGAUAUUUUGAAUAUCUGGGGUCUUACGAUACAGGAAUGGAAGUCUGGGGCGGAGAAAACCUGGAGUUCUCCUUUAGGAUCUGGCAGUGUGGUGGCACUCUGGAAACACACCCCUGCUCGCACGUAGGCCAUGUUUUUCCUAAGCAAGCUCCCUAUUCGCGCAGCAAGGCCCUGGCCAACAGUGUCCGAGCUGCUGAAGUGUGGAUGGAUGAGUUUAAAGAACUCUAUUAUCACCGCAAUACCCGGGCCCGCCUGGAACCCUUUGGGGACGUGACGGAGAGGAGGAAGCUUCGGGCCAAGCUCCAGUGUAAAGACUUCCGGUGGUUCCUGGAGACAGUGUACCCAGAACUGCACGUGCCAGAGGACAGGCCUGGGUUCUUCGGGAUGCUCCAGAACAAAGGUCUCAGAGGGUACUGCUUUGACUAUAACCCUCCUAAUGAAAACCAGAUCGACGGCUCCCAGGUCCUUUUGUACCUCUGCCACGGGUUGGGGCAGAACCAGUUUUUCGAGUAUACAUCCCAGAAAGAAAUACGCUACAACACCCGCCAGCCUGAGGCCUGCAUAGCUGUGGAGGAAGGGAAGGAUGUCCUUAUCAUGCAUCUCUGCCAAGACACCGUCCCAGAGAAUCAGGAGUUCAUCCUACAUGAGGACGGCACUUUAGUUCACAAACAGACCGGGAAAUGCGUCGAAGCCACAAAGAAGGACUCUGGCCACGGCUUUGUACCACUCUUGCGGGACUGCACCAACUCAGAUAAACAGAAAUGGGUCUUCAAGGAACACGUGUCAUAGUGUAUCAGCUCGUCAAGGAAGAAGCCCAUCAUGGCCAUGGACUCUGUACCCAUGAGAUGGAUGAAUUUCAUGGUUGCCAUUUGUGAAUGUGUUGGAUUUCACAAGAAUGUGAAUAAGUUUUGUACAGAUUUUGAAAACGUUUCCCAGUACCCUGUUUUCUAAGGGCAAUCCUACCUUUGGUAUUUGGAAAGGCUGAUAAGGAUUUUUUUUUUCCCUAUCAAGAUAUGCAUUUAACAAUGGUGCCUUUUAUUCUCACUAGCAAGAAGGAACAUAUUUUAUUUUGGUACUUACAAGGAUCCCUGGGUAUGUGUACUUUGCACAAACUGAUAAUACCUCAAAUGUCGAGUUAAGAGUUUUUGCAGUGGGAUGAGAUGGACACUAGAAACAUGGUGUUGAUUUCUUUGGUGUGAGUUAGAUGAGAUGGUCUAGAUUUAUGUAAUAAAGAGUGCUUUU
Messenger RNA from Onychomys torridus (southern grasshopper mouse), 2259 nucleotides. RefSeq names its product polypeptide N-acetylgalactosaminyltransferase 12 (gene Galnt12). NCBI's taxonomy places the organism in Eukaryota, Metazoa, Chordata, Mammalia, Rodentia, Cricetidae. The transcript is spliced from 10 exons. Gene Ontology annotation, cellular component: Golgi apparatus. The record is from RefSeq and is a predicted model, not a curated record. The coding region runs from base 55 to 1806 and encodes 583 amino acids.